Filobasidium floriforme is the source of this 1245-nucleotide messenger RNA. RefSeq lists its product as uncharacterized. The transcript is spliced from 4 exons. Gene Ontology annotation, cellular component: mitochondrial large ribosomal subunit. Gene Ontology annotation, biological process: RNA processing; mitochondrial translation. Gene Ontology annotation, molecular function: structural constituent of ribosome; ribonuclease III activity. Bases 161 to 1132 code for a protein of 323 amino acids. Lineage: Eukaryota; Fungi; Basidiomycota; Tremellomycetes; Filobasidiales; Filobasidiaceae. The record is from RefSeq and is a predicted model, not a curated record.
CUACAGCAGUACAGCAAGUACAGCAACAGUGUAGACAGAAGUCCUUCGACUCACACAUCAAAAGCAGAGAUAAGACCCUAUACAUAUCUCGACGACCAUUUCGCCAGCUCGAUCGACCAUCAUCACACGACCCAUAACUUGCAUACGCGGGCCGAAAAAAAUGUUGACGGGAACCAGAACGAUGUUGCCAGAGCUCUGCUCGAUGGCGGGGAGUAGCAUGAGACAGACAAGCGCUCGACGACUAGGGACCAGCGCACAAGCAGGCCUCGAAGCUUCGAGCUCGUCAUCCCCAUCCGCAUCAUCGACAACAUCUUCCUCCCUAUCGUUCGGCCGUACGAGAAACUCUACCCCGAUCUCGUCCCCCGUCACCGCACAAAAGGCUUCCGACUACCUCUCCUCCCUCCUCUCCUUGCCUUCUUCUCGACGGUUCCCAGAGAGCCUGGCCUUGAGGAUCUUGACGCACAAGUCGUACAGGGGAGCACAGGUCCUCGGGCAGGGGUAUCACUCGCGGACGUCCUCCUCGAAUCCUACUACAUCCGAUCAAAUCCAAUCUCAAUCCAACCUGUCGGGCUCGGCUGGACAUAACGCCCGCCUAACCUUUCUCGGCAAACGGGCCAUGCUCUCCUACCUCCUCAUGUUCAUCCACCAACACGCCCUGGACACCUCCCGCCCUAUAGGUCUCGAGCUCGAAGGACUGGGCCAGAUGCUGGAUAUGAAAAAUAAUGGAAACGCCAUCAAGACUUACGAGGACCAGAGUCAACUCGAGUCUGGGGGCAAACAGAUGGAUUUGGAGACCAAGCUCGAGAACCUGGUCAACCUGUCGAAUUUGGGGAGGACGGUCGGGUCUAGGUGGGGGUUGGAACAUGUCAUGAGGUGGCAGAGCAACUUGACGGGCGACCAGGCUGAGUCUAGGGAUUCAGGUGCGCUCAAGAUUUACGGAGAGGGUGUACAGGCUGUUAUGGGCGGGACGAUGAUGCACUUUGGCUCCCCGGCCGCGCAACGGCUGUUCCACCUCCAGGUCCUCCCUACGCUCGCUCCCCAGCUGAGGGACCCGGCUCUGGUCGAAUCCGUGGACAAGAUGAGGGCGAGGAUCGUCAAGGAGAUGGGUGGGGAGAAGUGCGUCGUUGUAUGAUCGCGGACGGUUUGGUGGGGUUCUGGGCGGAGCAUGGGGCAAGGAUAUGAGGAGAGGAGAGAUAUGAUUUGAUAUGAUAUGAUGAAAUGAUGAGUCUGGAAGGGAGACUGAUU